Messenger RNA from Paramuricea clavata, 1243 nucleotides. Lineage: Eukaryota; Metazoa; Cnidaria; Anthozoa; Malacalcyonacea; Plexauridae. The record is from the annotation of a GenBank genome assembly.
AUGACAACGAGCCUGAAACACCACCCACUUGACGACUGGGACCAACCGCUACCUAAGCAACAUAAAGCAUCCUGGGAAGCUUGGUGCAAAUCCCUCUCAGACCUAACCGAAGUCAAAGUCCCACGUACCUACGCAAGUGUGUCACUGUCCGAAGCAAGCCGUAUAGAAAUCCACACAUUUUGCGACGCCUCCACCGAAGCCAUUGAUGCUGUCUCAUACGUCAAAGUCGUCCUGAAAGACGGUCAAGCCCAAGUAUCAUUCGUGUUCGGCAAAGCUAAGCUGGCUCCACCCCAUGCCACAACGAUUCCCCGUUUAGAGCUUUGUGCUGCAAUGCUCGGCGUAGAAAUUACGGAGCUGGUUAUCGAAGAGUUAGCAGUAAAACCACACUCCUUAACCUAUUACACGGACAGUGAAGUCACACUAGGAUACAUUCUUAACGAAACGCGCCGGUUCUACGUGUACGUCAGCAACCGCGUACAAAGAAUACGAAGGUCGUCGUCGUCAGAUCAGUGGAGAUACGUGGCAACUGAUCUCAACCCAGCAGAUCUAGCUACUCGAUCGGUGAGAGUCUGUGACCUUAAAAACUCUUCUUGGUUGGCCGGCCCGAAUUUCCUCCAAAGCACAAGUUUCCUCGACGUUCCACUGGAGACCGAGACCUUCCAACCCCCACAAGAAGACCCAGAACUUCGUCCCGAAAUCACAACCCUCGCCACGAACGCAAAGCCAGGAGUUCAGAAAAACCUUGGAACCCACGGCAUGGUCAGAUCAAAAGGAUUCUGGAUCGUCGGCGGAAAACGCCUCGUCAAUCGCGUUAUCCAUCAGUGGCUGAAAUGUAAGAAACUCCGAGGGAAGCUUCAUCACCGGAAGAUGGCAGACCUCCCAUCAGAACGCAUCACUCCAUCACCUCCUUUCACCUACGUCGGACUGGACGUUUUCGGUCCAUGGGAGGUCACAGCUCGUCGCACCAGAGGAGGACACGCUUACAGUAAACAAUGGGCAGUAAUCUUUACUUGCCUUUCAACGAGAGCUAUUCAUAUCGAAUUAAUCGAGAGUAUGGACGCUUUUAGUUUCAUAAACGCACUUCGAAGAUUUAUGGCUAUCAGAGGGCCCGUUCAACAGAUUCGCUCGGACUGCGGAACGAACUUCAAAGGACUCAGAACGAACUAGAAUCGGCUCUAAAGGAAACGAAUCAAAAGAUCGUGGAGACAUACUUGAAUUCUCAAGAAAAUUCUGGACUCAAUGA